UGUCAGCUUACCAUUCAAGUUGUAUUGCCUCACAGUGAUGACCCUGGUUGCUGCAGCAUACACGGUGGCAAUGCGGUACACAAGGACAGUGGAGGCAGAGCUGUACUUCUCAACAACAGCUGUGUGCAUCACUGAAGUGAUCAAGUUGUUCCUGAGUGUGGGCAUCUUGGCUAGAGAAACUGGAAGUCUGGCAAGGUUAAUAACAUCUUUAAAAGAAAAUGUAUUUGGAAGUCAUAAAGAAUUGCUAAAAUUAAGUGUUCCAUCUUUGGUGUAUGCUCUCCAAAAUAACAUGGCAUUUGUGGCUCUUAGCAACUUGGAUGCAGCAGUGUACCAGGUGACAUACCAGCUGAAGAUCCCUUGUACAGCUUUAUGUACAGUCCUGAUGCUAAACCGCACCCUUAGUAAGCUGCAGUGGUUCUCUGUCUUCAUGCUGUGCGGUGGUGUUACCCUUGUCCAGUGGAACCCUGCUCAGGCUACCAAAGUACAGGUGGAGCAGAAUCCAUUGCUAGGGUUUGGAGCCAUUGCUGUUGCUGUAUUAUGUUCAGGAUUUGCAGGAGUUUAUUUUGAGAAGGUCUUAAAGAGUUCAGAUACUUCCUUGUGGGUGAGGAAUAUUCAGAUGUACUUAUCUGGGAUUGUGGUGACUUUAUUUGGUGUUUACAUGUCAGAUGGAGCUCAGGUUCUUGAGAAGGGGUUCUUCUAUGGCUAUACUUACUACGUCUGGUUUGUCAUCUUUCUCGCCAGCGUAGGUGGCCUCUACACUUCAGUGGUUGUUAAGUACACAGAUAACAUUAUGAAAGGCUUCUCUGCAGCUGCAGCCAUUGUUAUUUCUACUGUGGCAUCAGUCCUCCUCUUUGGCCUCCAGAUAACUGUUACCUUCUCCCUGGGUGCUUUACUGGUCUGUGUUUCUAUUUACCUCUAUGGAUUACCUCGACAAGACACCACAAAAAUUCAGCCAUCAGAGACUACGAGCUCAAAAGAGAGACUUAUUUCUAUGUGACAUUGCCCAUAAAAAUGGACAAAGAUAAAAGACUUAAAAAAACCCCACAAACUGCAUUUUUUAAAAAAUUAGCCUUAAGCUAGUCAUAAAAUGGUUUAAGUGGGGCAGACUCAAAGCAGAAGUUAGUUCUGUUUUACAUGUGAA
Messenger RNA from Chaetura pelagica (chimney swift), 1141 nucleotides. It is a transcript of the gene SLC35A1, whose product is annotated as solute carrier family 35 (CMP-sialic acid transporter), member A1. NCBI's taxonomy places the organism in Eukaryota, Metazoa, Chordata, Aves, Apodiformes, Apodidae. The record is from RefSeq and is a predicted model, not a curated record. The coding region runs from base 38 to 997 and encodes 319 amino acids. Gene Ontology annotation, biological process: pyrimidine nucleotide-sugar transmembrane transport. Gene Ontology annotation, cellular component: Golgi membrane. The transcript is spliced from 7 exons. Gene Ontology annotation, molecular function: pyrimidine nucleotide-sugar transmembrane transporter activity.